Molecule: messenger RNA, 645 nt
Organism: Carya illinoinensis
Lineage: Eukaryota; Viridiplantae; Streptophyta; Magnoliopsida; Fagales; Juglandaceae
Exons: 2
Coding region: 1-645 (214 amino acids)
Source: RefSeq, a predicted model, not a curated record
AUGACCAAUCCAAAAGAACGUGUCAAGGCAAUAGACUUGAGAAGUGGGCGAACAUAUGAGCAGCCACAAGCAGCAAGUACCGAGCAGGCAUGGGGAGGCCAAGUCCAAGAUGAAGGAAGUAGAGCAGGAAGUGGCCUACAAAAAUUGCAUAUUAAUAUUCCUCUCAUUGAAGCCUUAGAGAAAAUGCCUAAAUUUGCUAAAUUUUUGAAGGAUAUAUUAUCAAACAAGUGGAAAUUGAAAGAGCAUGAGACUAUGAUGCUAAUCGAGGAGAGCAGUGAAAUUUUACAAAAGAAGUUGCCGCCUACGUUGAAAGAUCUAGGGAGUUUCACGAUCCCUUACACUAUAGGAAAUUCCUAUUUUGAUAAAGUUUUAUGCAACUUAGGGGCAAAUAUUAAUCUAAUGUCUCUCUUUGUUUUCAGGAAACUGGGUCUUGGAGAAGCAAAGCCAACCACCAUCUCUCUACAGUUGGCGAACAGAUCUAUUAAAUACCCGAGAGGACUCAUUGAGAACAUACUGGUGAAAGUUGAUAAGUUCAUCUUCUUGGCUAACUUUGUUGUACUUGAUAUGGAGGAGGACGAGGAGAUCCCUUUGAUAUUGGGCCGACCUUUCCUUGUGAUGGGGAGAACCUUAAUUGAUGUCCAGUAA